Messenger RNA from Gracilinanus agilis (Agile Gracile Mouse Opossum), 1420 nucleotides. Its product is annotated as protocadherin beta-2-like. Gene Ontology annotation, biological process: homophilic cell-cell adhesion. The record is from RefSeq and is a predicted model, not a curated record. Gene Ontology annotation, cellular component: plasma membrane. Gene Ontology annotation, molecular function: calcium ion binding. Lineage: Eukaryota; Metazoa; Chordata; Mammalia; Didelphimorphia; Didelphidae. The transcript has a single exon. The annotation marks the transcript as partial.
AUGGAUCCGGAAGAGGUGAUAAUUCUACAACAAAGGCAAGUUCUUUUUCUCUUUGUUCUACUGGGUGUGACUGGGGGGGCCUCAGAGCUGGAGCAGUUUUCCGUAAUGGAGGAGAAAGAGAGAGGCUCCUUUGUGGCCAAUGUGGCAAAGGGCUUGAGUCUGGAGGCCGGGGAAUUGUCAAAUCGGGGGGCCAGAAUCGCUUUCAAAGGGAACAAAGAGUAUUUACAGCUGCAUCCUAAAACGGGGGAUCUGUUCCUGAGAGAGAAACUGGACCGCGAGGAUCUGUGCGGCCCUAUUGAGCCCUGUGUGCUGCCUUUUGAGAUCUUAUUGGAAAACCCCUUUCAGAUUAUUGGGGCUGAAUUAAGGGUACAAGACAUUAAUGAUCAUUCACCAAUGUUCUUAGAAACUGAGAUGCUUCUAAAAAUCCCAGAGAGCACCUCCCCCGGGACUGUGUUUCUGUUAGAAAAUGCUAGAGAUUUAGAUGUAGGAAGCAACAGUCUCCAGAACUAUAAGAUCAGCCCCAAUUCCCUCUUCCAUAUUCAAAUUCGAGAUAGCAAUGAAGACCAGAGAUAUCCAGAGCUUGUACUGGAUGAAACAUUGGAUCGAGAAGAGCAGUCUGAGGUCAUUUUAACUCUCACUGCAAUGGAUGGUGGAGUCCCACCAAGGUCUGGGUCUGCCCAAGUCCGAGUCCUCGUAGUGGAUAUCAAUGACAAUGCACCUGUGUUUGCUCAACCGCAUUAUGAAGUUCAGAUUUCUGAGAAUAGUUCCAUUGGAUCCAAGGUUGUUACAGUCUCAGCCACAGACUUAGACACAGGGAAUUAUGGAGAAAUAUCUUACACAUUUUUCUAUCCCUCUGAAAAUAUUCGUAAAACUUUUCAUCUCAAAGAGAAAUUGGGAGAACUUUACUUAAGGGAAAGAGUGGAUUUUGAGUCAAUUCAAUCUUAUUCCAUAAAUAUUCAGGCCACAGAUGGUGGGGGACUUUCAGGAGAAUGUACUGUUAUUGUUCAGGUGCUGGAUUUAAAUGAUAAUCCUCCAGAGCUGACAGUGUCUUCACUCACCAGCCCCAUUCCAGAAAAUUCACCUGAGAUUGUGGUGGCUGUGUUCAGUGUUUCAGAUCUAGACUCUGGGGAAAAUGGAAGGAUCGUUUGCUCCAUCCAAGAUGACCUUCCUUUUGCCCUGAAACCUUCUAUUGAGAACUACUAUACAUUAGUAACAGAAGGCACACUGGACAGAGAGAGGAGAGCUGAGUACAAUAUCACUAUUACUGUCAUGGAUUUGGGGUCCCCAAGGCUCAAAACCGAACACAAUAUCACUAUACUGAUCUCUGACAUCAAUGAUAACCCUCCAGUGUUUACUCAGACAGCCUACAAAGUGUACCUCCAGGAGAACAACAGCCCUGCCCUCCACAUUGGCAGUGUCA